AUGACGUCCUCCCGCCCCAACAUCAUCUUCAUCAUGUCUGAUGACCACGCUGCCAAAGCCAUCGGGUGCUACGGCGCUGGCAUCAACAAGACACCGAACCUGGACCGCAUUGCCGAGGAGGGCGUCAAGUUCAACCACUGCUAUGUGACCAACUCCAUCUGCACUCCCUCCCGCGCGACCAUUCUCACUGGAACCCACAACCACACCAACCUCGUGCACACCCUCGACUCGAAGAUCGACAAGCUGUUGCCCAACGUCGCCAAGCAGCUCCGUGCCCAUGGAAACUACCAGACUGGCAUGGUCGGCAAAUGGCAUCUGGGCGAGGGCAAGGCGCACCAGCCGUCCGGCUUUGACUACUGGGACAUUGUGCCCGGCCAGGGCCAGUACUUUGAUCCAAUGUUCAUCACCGAGAAGGGCAUGAACAAGGAGCACGGAUACGCGACCGACAUUAUCACGGACAAGGCAAUGAACUGGAUCUCCAAGCGCGACAAGGAGCGUCCCUUCUUUAUGCAGGUGCACCACAAGGCGCCCCACCGUUCGUGGGAGUGUCACCCCAAGCACCGUGACCUCUACAAGGAGGACAUUAAGCUUCCCGAGACGUUCACGGACGACUACAAGACCCGCGCAAAGGCGGCCUCGGUCGCCAAGAUGAAGGUGACCAUGGACAUGACCUACUUCGACCUCGGACUGGCGCAGCCCGAGGGUGGUUCGGAGGUCGGCGAGCCUCUGGCGCCUGGGUACUGGAUGAUUUCCGACCGCCGCAUCCCCUUCCCCGAGGACGUGACCAAGAUGCGGCCCUUGAUCGACAAGGAGACGGGCGAGAGCUUUACCUUUAAGACUCAGGAGGAGCUCGCCAAAUUCAAGUACCAGCGCUACAUGCAGCGCUACUUGCGCACAGUGCAGUCGAUUGAUGACAACGUGGGCCGCCUGCUCGACUUCUUGGACGCCGAGGGUCUUGCGGACAACACCAUGGUUCUGUAUACUUCAGACCAGGGCUUCUUCCUCGGCGAGCACGGCUGGUUUGACAAGCGUUUCAUCUACGAGGAGUCUUUCCAGAUGCCUCUGAUGGUCCGCUGCCCCGGGCUCAUCAAGCCCGGUACCGUCUGCAACGACAUUGUCUCCAACGUCGACUUUGCGCCCACAUGGCUCGAGUACGCCGGUCUCCGCAAGCCAACGUACAUGCAGGGCGACUCGUUCCUCCCGUCCCUCAAGGGCGAGGACUACCAAAGCCCCGACCAGGUCGCGUACCACCGCUACUGGAUGCACGCCGAGGAGUUCCACAACGCUUAUGCCCACUACGGUAUCCGCGGACGCCGGUACAAGCUCAUCUUCUGGUACAACGAGGGCCUCGGCCUGCCUGGCACCGGCCCCGACGACCCGGAGCAGGAGUGGGAGCUGUUCGACUGCGACGAGGACCCGCUCGAGCUCUUCAACCUCUGGGGCAACGAUGGCGCCGACCUUGCGGACGUGCGCGAGAAGAUGGUCCGGCUCCUCGAGGCCAAGAUGGAGGAGAUUGGCGACAUCCCAGCGCACCCCAUUGGCCUGCCUGCCGACAGGCUCAAGGAGAUGUACGUCCCCGGCGCCAACAUCUCAGCGCGCGCACAGGCGCACAACAUGUAG
Apiotrichum porosum is the source of this 1620-nucleotide messenger RNA. RefSeq lists its product as uncharacterized. The transcript is spliced from 5 exons. Lineage: Eukaryota; Fungi; Basidiomycota; Tremellomycetes; Trichosporonales; Trichosporonaceae. The record is from RefSeq and is a predicted model, not a curated record. The coding region runs from base 1 to 1620 and encodes 539 amino acids.